Messenger RNA from Electrophorus electricus (electric eel), 965 nucleotides. It is a transcript of the gene npm3, whose product is annotated as nucleophosmin/nucleoplasmin, 3. Gene Ontology annotation, cellular component: nucleoplasm; cytoplasm; nucleolus. NCBI's taxonomy places the organism in Eukaryota, Metazoa, Chordata, Actinopteri, Gymnotiformes, Gymnotidae. Gene Ontology annotation, biological process: chromatin remodeling. Gene Ontology annotation, molecular function: chromatin binding; histone binding; RNA binding. The record is from RefSeq and is a predicted model, not a curated record.
AUGAGUGUACUCGUCAUGUUUGGAAGACCUUGUCUGUAUUGUGCAUAAUUAAGGCUCAAUUCAACAAUUUUAUUUUAGAUUUUGACAAUUAUGUCGUUUUUAGAAGACGAAACUUCAGAGGGCGAAACAGGUGCUUGUUCACGACUGGAAAGCUACGUUUUUAGCUGUGAGUUGUCCUCCGAAGUGCCCUUCUUUACCUUUCAAGGGGAUGAAGAAGAGGAUUUGGAGCAUUUUCUUGAACUCCGAACAAUCUGCCUCGGCAAUGGAGCUAAGGAGGAGAACAAUGUGGUGGAGGUGACCGCUAUGAACCACCAAGGAAAGAAAAUAUCCGUGCCUGUAGCGAAUCUUCACAUAUCCUGUCUUCCUAUGGUAAGCCUGGGGGAAUUUGAGUUGAUGGCACCUGUGACACUUCGCCUGAAAUCUGGAAGUGGACCAGUGACUGUUAGCGGAUUGCAUUUAGUUGCUUCAGAAAAUGAUGAGUCUGAAAUGUCUGAUGAAGAAGACUCAGAGGAGGAAAUGCCCUCAAUUAAGCCAGCCAAAAAGAAGCAAAAACUGUAAUCAACCUUUUGUGAAGAUUUCAAUGGGUUUUAUAGAACUGAACUGAAAUUUGAAUCUUGGAUAUUUUUGACAACUUUGACAAGUACUGGGUGGAGGGUCAUGACUCAUGUCAAGCUCCAGGUACUUUUGACUUUUGUGGUUUCUCGUGGGGGGGAAAGUAUUUUUUAACAGUUAAGUAAAUUCCAAAAUGUUAAAUAACCAGUUGUACAUCCUUUGUUUUUGUUUUUAAAUCAAAAAGUGAAAAUUAUUGUAAACCUUCAGUAUACAAAAGGCAUUUCUUGGUUGUCCUUUGUGGAAAGUUGCUUUGGAUAAAAGUGUCACUCCAGUAUGUUGCAUUUUGAUGAAUGGAUUUCUUUACUUCACUGUGUAGUUGGAAUGUGUUGUUUAAAUAAAUUAAUAAAAACAUU